AUGGACUCUGACGGGAACUUUCCUUCAGCGCUUGUGCACGCCACGACAUGGGCACUUCUCUCGCUAUCCACCGUCCUUAUGGGCUUCAGAGGCUACAGCAGACUCCGAAAAGUCGGCGUUGGGCUCAAGGAGGACGAUUGGGUCCUCCUCGCCGGGUGGUUCUUUCUUCUCCUGGCAUCGUGCUGCUUGUCCUGGCUAAUGGUGGUCUUGGUGGUCCCAGAAAGCUUGAGCAAAUUUACUAUCGCGCGAGCCCAUCACAAUCUACAGGCCAUCGCCCUUGGACUGACCAAGACGUCGUUCGGAAUAACGCUGCUGCGAUUGAUGCCCGGGGGCUGGGAAGCAAAGCUCAUCUGGGGGAUCAUCAUCUCCAUGAACCUGCAGUUUUUCGUACACAUCAUCGCGACGUGGCAGGCAAUCUGUGGCGCCCCUGUUCAGCCGCAUAUUGGAGGGGACAGAUGCUGGACUCUGGUCCAGUCUAUUACUUUUAGCAUCUUUAGCGCUCCUCUGGCGUUGAGCUUGGGUAUGCUGGCUGGGAUUAUGGGAGUGAUGAAAGCCGUCCAAGCCCACAAGCUAAUCGACCUACAAUCCCCUGAAUACUUUCAUAAUCAAGCAGUCUUCUGGAUAUGGUCCAUGGCCGAACCCAAUGUCACCAUCAUAUCAGCGUGCCUCCCCGUCCUCCGAAGCCUCGUCCGCAACGUCCGAAUGCGCACCGACUCGACGCCGAGAGCUGGCGGGUAUCUCAAGACGGGCGACAACAGCGCCGAAAGGUUCUACACCCGCACGACGACGACGGCGGUUCGAGCCGCACCCAAGGACCAAGACGGUGCAAGUGACAGCAGUAUUUUGGGCCGGAACCCUCAGGAUGGCGAUAGUGGCAGCGGAGAGGGCAUCGCACGGACGACCGAAAUUAGUGUCACGUACGAGUCGAGUCCUCGGGCGGGGAGUGCAAUAACGAAGGCGAGCAAGAGCGUGGAAGAGUUCGAAAUGGGCAACGUCCACCGAAUAUCAGGAGGACAGCCGCGCGAGACUCGCUAA
Molecule: messenger RNA, 1035 nt
Organism: Ilyonectria robusta
Lineage: Eukaryota; Fungi; Ascomycota; Sordariomycetes; Hypocreales; Nectriaceae
Exons: 4
Coding region: 1-1035 (344 amino acids)
Source: RefSeq, a predicted model, not a curated record